UAUUGAUGUUAUCAAGUGUGGUGAAACAUUUUCGGUUUUUUUUUAUAAUAUUCACUACUUAUAAAAAAAUUUUUUACAACUGAACCGACCAGUGUUACAUACGCAUAAAUAUGUCUGAAAAAAACUCUAAAACAGAAAAUGAACUAGCAAGUCUAGAUUGGUUAAAAAUAAAAACUGACAAAGGUAAAACUCCCGACUUUGUUAUUCGGUCUCAAAUGGAAGAUCCCGGUAACAAAUUUCUUAGGAAAUUCAAAGAAAAUCCUCUUGUGCCUAUUGGUGCCUUAUUAACUGUCGGUUUCUUAAGUUAUGGCUUAAGAGACAUGUAUAGAGGAGACAAAAUGAGAUCUCAGAUGAUGAUGCGUGGACGUAUUGCUGCACAAGGAUUUACAGUUGUCGCGUUACUCGGAGGACUUUUCUAUAAAGGCUUAGCAGUUAUGAAAGAAGCUGAGAAAGAAGAAAAAUCCACAAAUGACUGAAGACAACUUUAGAUCAUUUAUAAAAUGAUAUUUCAUUAAUUAAUUAAAUGUUUUGUUGUAAGUAAUGUAGUUAAUAACGUGUUUAUUGUAUGUAUAAAUGUAUAAGUAUAAUAUUGACGUUUUUGUUGUUCUUAAGUUGAGUCUUUAUUAUUCUUAAAUAUAAAUAGAAUAAUUUUUGUUGAUUAA
Daktulosphaira vitifoliae (grape phylloxera) is the source of this 662-nucleotide messenger RNA. Its product is annotated as HIG1 domain family member 2A. The coding region runs from base 111 to 476 and encodes 121 amino acids. Lineage: Eukaryota; Metazoa; Arthropoda; Insecta; Hemiptera; Phylloxeridae. The transcript is spliced from 2 exons. The record is from RefSeq and is a predicted model, not a curated record. Gene Ontology annotation, biological process: mitochondrial respirasome assembly. Gene Ontology annotation, cellular component: mitochondrion.